CCGGUAAGUAUGCCUGUGUUCUAGAACCUGACGGAUGGUGAAUAUGUGGUCGAUGAAGCCACGACCAGAUCUGAAGCCAGCUUGGUUUUCUCGUGUUUGCAGUUCACGAGUUUUAGUUAGGCGUCUGAUUAUUAUUGAGGCUAGUAUUUUAGAUACUAUAUUAGUUAAACUAAUCCCUCUAUGGUUGUCACAUAAUGAUUUUAACCCUCUCUUAUAUAUUGGGACGAUAAGUGAUUGUGACCAGUCAGAUGGAAUAACGUCUAACUCCCAGAUCUUAGGUAAAAUAUUAGUCAACCUAAUCGAUAAAAUUGGACCACCAUCCUUAAAGACCUCUGUAGCCAAUCCAUCUGGACCAGCUGCCCUUCCUCGUUUCAGAUUAACUAUAGCCUUUUGAACUUCUGCUAGAGUUGGGGGACCUACUACAAUGUUCCAUUCACACUGUCUGGGAAUGGAGGGUAGUUGUAGAGUAACUGAAGGCCAGCUGGACUGCUCUCUGAAAUGUUCCGCCCAUCGUUCUAAACGUCUGGACUGAGAGUAGAUGAGGGUGUCGUCAUUUUCCGAAAUAAUCUCACUUACACUUGACUUAUUAAUUCCAGCUUCUUUUAUUAGUUUAUAAAGCUGUCUUGUGUUCCCCUAUAGCUGCCGCCUUUUCCAUCUCUUUUGCUUUCGUUGCCCACCACAGCUCACGGUCGUUCCUUAGACUUUUGCUUAACCUAG
This is a messenger RNA of Schistosoma margrebowiei, 717 nucleotides long. The record is from the annotation of a GenBank genome assembly. Lineage: Eukaryota; Metazoa; Platyhelminthes; Trematoda; Strigeidida; Schistosomatidae.